Molecule: messenger RNA, 315 nt
Organism: Entamoeba dispar SAW760
Lineage: Eukaryota; Evosea; Mastigamoebida; Endamoebidae
Exons: 1
Coding region: 1-315 (104 amino acids)
Source: RefSeq, a predicted model, not a curated record
AUGUCAAAAGAUAUAGAGAAUAAAGAUGACCAAAAGGAAUUGGUACUACAACAUAUAAAUAAUGUUCUACAAGAGUUACACAGACACAACGUUGAACUAACAAAACUUAAAAGUGAAUUAGAAUCUAUAUUAAAGCUAAAAAAUCACAUUCUAAACAAAAUCAUAAAGGACGACAAAAACAAAAAAAUAAAUAAACAACUAGAAAUUCGAAAAGAAAGAAAAAAAAGAAAAAGUUAUUAUAAUUGUAAUAAGACAGUAUUGAUAUGUUUGGGAUUCUUAAUUGCUAUUAUAGGUAUAAUAAUCUUCUCACCAUAA